This is a messenger RNA of Vanessa tameamea, 901 nucleotides long. RefSeq lists its product as uncharacterized. Gene Ontology annotation, molecular function: nucleic acid binding. The transcript has 2 exons. NCBI's taxonomy places the organism in Eukaryota, Metazoa, Arthropoda, Insecta, Lepidoptera, Nymphalidae. The record is from RefSeq and is a predicted model, not a curated record. Gene Ontology annotation, cellular component: nucleoplasm. The coding region runs from base 55 to 897 and encodes 280 amino acids.
UUCGGCACUAAAUGUAAACAGAACGGGUUAUUUAUUUGUUAUUUUAAAACAUAAAUGGAAGAAAGUGAUAAAAUACUUUUACCACAUCAUGAGCAGCAGUCGCUGUGCGAAACAAGACUGCCGUACAGGCAGGGAAGGAAAUUAACAGCUGUUAAGGUAUAUUCAAUAACCAAAGAAUCAAACCAUCUGCUCAUAUUUGGUGUACCAUCACUUAAUCUACGACAAGAAACAAAAGCACUAUUCAUAAAAUUUGGAAAAUUGUUACAAUUCAAUAUAUCGACACAACACACUUCCGAACCAUUCACUGAAACAUAUCAUGCUCAAUACGAGAAGACACAACCUGCAAGAAUAGCCAAGAAAAUGCUGGAUACUAAAAACUUUUAUGGUGGUAUAUUACAUGUUUGUUAUGCACCAGAAUUCGAAACGGUUGAAGAAACUCGACAGAAGCUUAUACAACGUCAACGUGAUGUCGUUUUUAGGUUGAAGAAUCUAGAAAAAGACAAGAAUGAACCUCCUAAGCCACAAAUGUUAAUUUCAAAUGUCGUAGUAAAUGAACCAAAAAAAUUAAACAUGGGAAAUAUUAAUACAAUAAGCUUAGGGAAAGAAAUAAAAGAAGUUAAGAAGAAAAGAAAUAAAAAAUUUAAGCCGAAUCAUGAAGAAAUUCAUACAACAAAGAAUAAAACAAUCAUAGAAUGUGUACGUACCAACGAUGAAUCCGUUAGCAAUGUCAGUAACACAGAAAGUAUUGAAAUUGUAGACUGUACGAAUAUUGAUACAGAAGUAAUUACAAAUAUAAAUGAAAGUUUAAAUUACAACAAGUUUGGUACAGAAAUUAUAAGAAAGAUUCCAGAAAAACCAUUAAAUAAAAUACAAUUUCAUAUAAACAAAAAGUCAUAGAAUA